Limanda limanda (common dab) is the source of this 2961-nucleotide messenger RNA. RefSeq names its product pannexin-3-like. The transcript is spliced from 16 exons. Gene Ontology annotation, biological process: positive regulation of interleukin-1 production; monoatomic cation transport; regulation of DNA-templated transcription. Gene Ontology annotation, molecular function: channel activity; DNA binding. NCBI's taxonomy places the organism in Eukaryota, Metazoa, Chordata, Actinopteri, Pleuronectiformes, Pleuronectidae. The coding region runs from base 76 to 2961 and encodes 961 amino acids. The record is from RefSeq and is a predicted model, not a curated record.
CAACGGCACAGACAACAACACGGAGGGCUGCUGCGCUGCUGUGGGCAAACUAACUUCUCAAUGUGAAGCUAUCCCAUGAUGCAACAUGCGUCCCCAGCACCUGCAGUGACAAUGAUGGCCACCCAGAGUGUUCCUCCACCAUCGUACCAGGAGAGCCAACAGAUGACGGGCACCACUCAGCAGAACGCCAAGACCCCACAGGUCCAUAUCCCAGCAGCCACUGCAGCAGGAAAUACCUCCGUCAGUGCGACCCUUGACCCACAGGCCCAGCUUGAGUCUGACAAGAGGGCUGUUUACAGGCAUCCACUGUUCCCCCUGCUGGCCUUGUUGUUUGAGAAAUGCGAGCAGGCCACACAGGGAUCUGAAUGCAUCACGUCUGCCAGCUUUGAUGUGGACAUAGAAAACUUUGUGCACCAGCAGGAGCGGGAACACAAGCCCUUUUUCAGCGAAGAUCCAGAGCUCGACAACUUGAUGGUGAAGGCCAUUCAGGUGUUGAGGAUCCACCUCUUGGAACUAGAGAAGGUCAAUGAGCUCUGUAAGGAUUUCUGCAACCGUUAUAUCACCUGCCUGAAGACCAAGAUGCACAGCGACAAUCUCCUCCGUAAUGACUUGGGUGGACCCUAUUCUCCGACACACAACAGUCUCAGCAUGCAGCAGGAACUAAUUCAGACCUCCUCUCCAUCCAUGACCUCUGUCUCCAGCUCUGUUACCCCUUCAGGGAUUGUGGUGCCCGCCGGGGGUCUGCAACAAGGCAAUGUCUCCAUGACUACCAUAAACUCUCAACUGGUUUCCGGUGGGACCCUGUACCAGCCGGUUGCCAUGGUGACAUCACAAGGGCAAGUGUUAACGCAGGCACUGCCACCAGGAACCAUCCAGAUCCAGAACUCACAGUUAAACGUGGACCUAUCGUCCCUGUUGGACAGCGAAGACAAGAAGUCCAAGAAUAAGAGGGGGGUCCUGCCCAAACACGCCACCAAUAUCAUGCGGUCCUGGCUCUUUCAGCAUCUCAUGCACCCAUACCCGACAGAAGAUGAGAAAAGGCAGAUUGCUGGACAAACAAACCUAACCCUCCUGCAAGUGAACAACUGGUUUAUCAACGCUCGCCGUCGCAUCCUCCAGCCCAUGCUGGAUGCCAGUAACCCAGACCCUUCUCCUAAAGCGAAGAAGAUGAAGUCCCAGCACCGUCCCACACAGCGCUUCUGGCCUGACUCCAUUGUGGCUGGGGUUCUGCAGACACACAGAUCUCAAUCAGGAAACAACUCAGACAACCCGCUGAGUCUGGACAGCCUCCAGUCCCUGUCCUCAGACUCAGCCACGCUGGCCAUGCAGCAAGCCAUGCUGGGAGCUGACGACUCCAUGGACGGCACAGAAGAGGAUGAAGAGGAGGAGGAGGAAGAGGAGGAGGAGGAGGAGGAAGGAAUGGAAGAGGAAGAAGAGGAAGAGGAUGGGGAGGAAGAAAACGAUAGGGGGAGGCCGAUGUCCGGCGGAGGACGGGCGAGGAGAGAUCUGAGCAUGGAGCACAGAGAGGAACUGGAGUUGUUCGCUGUAUGCCGUGGUUCGCUUCAGGUUUUCAAAAUGUCCAUCGCCCAGGCGGCGGCCAAGGCCAUGCUAUCUGAUGCCCUGCUUCAGCACGGCUCUGAGAUAAACCGGAUCAGCCACCUGGAGCUGGAGCUACCUCUGGACAAGGUCAUCAAAUUUGUGUCUGUCGGCCUUCCACUGCUGCUGGUGUGCAUGGCGUUCGCCCGCGAAAUCUCCCUGGGGCCCCAGAUCAGCUGUUUCCCUCCCAGCAAUUUCACCAUCAAGCAGGCCAGCUACGUCGACACGUACUGCUGGGACUCUCUAAUGCAUCAUGAGUUUGACAGCGAAGGGAACUUCGAGGAGCGCUCUCUCUGGGUUCACAAAAUGUUCCCUUACUCCCUUAUGGCCAUGGCGGUGCUGAUGUACCUGCCAGCUCUGAUCUGGCGCCAGCUCGUCAUGCCCACACUGAGCUCAGACCUGCUCUUCAUAAUUGACGAACUAGACAAGUCGUACAACCGUUCGAUCCGAAUGGCCCAGAGCAUUCUUGAUAUGCGGCAGAACACCAAGAACCCCCUCACAUUUCAGGCUGAGCUGAAGAGGGCCAAGAAGAAGCGAUACUUUGAGUACCCUCUACUGGAGAGAUACAUGCAGUGCAAGCAAAACUCCUACUUCCUCGUUAGCAUGCUUUUCUUGCGGGGCUUCCUCCUCCUGAUCUUCAUGACUGCUGCCUGCCUCUACUUGGCCUACUUCCACCUCUCUGCCUUCCUGCAGGACGAGUUCAGCUGCUUUGUCCGCACGGGCAUGCUGCGUGACCAGAACUGGGUUCCGGAGCUGGUUCAGUGUAAAAUGAUUGGCCAGCUGGUCUUUCAGGUGAUAAGUGUGGCCAAUGGCGCAAUUUACGUCCUGUUGGCUCCCAUUGUUCUUUUCAGCUUGAUCCGGCUCUUUGUUUGGGACACCACCUUCAUCUCCGUCUAUGAGGUGCUCCCAGCUCUGGAUCUCAUGAACCACCGCCGGCUUGGCUGCCCACUGAAUGACCUCAAUGUCCUUAUGUUGUUCCUGCGUGCCAACGUAGCGCACUUGAAGUCGUACGGAAAAGUGAGAGCAUUGUGUUCACUGGCCCCGCCACAGGUGGGCAACACCACUGCAGGGCAAGGCUUAAACGCAAUGUUGACCCAAGAAGAGAUAGAGGAGCGUGAAGAGGCUGCGAUGGAGCUGGCAGAGGAGGUAGAGGAGGCCAAGGAGGAGGGAAAACUCAACCUAGUGGAUAUCAUGACUAUUCUGGGAGCAGCACAAGGACGAGUGAUAAACUGCAGCGAGAAGAGGCCUCUCGUGGAGGAGAAUAUGAGUCUGGGUACCGUAACAUUCAUCUACACACUUAAACGCAUUCUGCUAGUGGCUAUUUUUGUCUUCAUCAUCUGGGAUGUACAGAAAAUUUUUAAGUGA